AUAGUUAAAGAAUAACCAGCGAUGACGAAAAAACGCAUUCACAAUAUACAUGACGGAAACAUUUAUAAAGGACUGUUGUUGGACGCCUCACAGAUCUUUGAAACAGAACUUGACUACGAGUAUUCUGAAAGUCUUCUAGCCUCCAAUGAUGACAAGUUAGAAGCACAAGCUUCUAAAUUAAACAGCCCUGAAGACGUUUACUCUUCUGCUCUUCCAAAGGCUUCUGAAACGACACACUUGCCGCCCAACGAAGUUCUUCGACCGCAGCUGUCGUACAAAGAUGUUCUACGACAACAGCAAGCAACCAAAGAGGUAGAAUUACAACUUCCAUCACGGUCAGAUGUCAACAAAAGAUGCCAUGAGCCUAUGCCACCAGGCGUCCUUGACCUUCAGCGAAUGGCUGACAGGUUCGCUAGAGCCAAAGCUGGCAAAUUGAAAGACAUUGAAAAAAUUGUAUACGCAGCUGGGGGAUUUAACUAUGGGGUGGUGACCAGAGUUGACAAAUUGUUAGAGGAGGCAUACAACAUGUUGCAUACGUUUCAAAAUAAGCUUGAUUUUACAACCAGAACAAAACUCCUCAACUUGAUCCUUGCAUUGAAUGAGCUCCCACAUCUACACGAUUCUACACAGCGGGAGAAAGGAAAGUGUACACGUGUUGUAGACUGGCUCAAUAAUCGCACCAGUCAACCCGAGCCAGAGUUAUAUGGCUUCACAAUGCAAGAUCCAGUACAGAUUAGAAAAUUUGUUGCCGAUCAUAUCCAGCCAAGAGUGUCUACAAGUGACAUAAAUGUCACACUUGGAAAGCGGAAACGUGCCUGUGAGGAUUCUUGCGAACAUAACAUCAUCAAUGUUCAAAAAUGUAGUUCCGAUACUCGAAUCUACGUGCAUGCUGACUGGUCAAUAUUGACCGCUAGGGUAAAGCGGAGAAGACUUGGAACUGAUUGAACUCAUCUUUAAAAACCUUUUAUCCGAGUUA
Molecule: messenger RNA, 976 nt
Organism: Mercenaria mercenaria
Lineage: Eukaryota; Metazoa; Mollusca; Bivalvia; Venerida; Veneridae
Exons: 4
Coding region: 22-945 (307 amino acids)
Source: RefSeq, a predicted model, not a curated record